Opisthocomus hoazin is the source of this 1092-nucleotide messenger RNA. NCBI's taxonomy places the organism in Eukaryota, Metazoa, Chordata, Aves, Opisthocomiformes, Opisthocomidae. The record is from RefSeq and is a predicted model, not a curated record.
AUGAGUCAAGCUGAGGAUAGCAGUAUUCACUCAACGGGGAAUAUUGUGAGGUCAGUAGUCUGCAUAAUACUGAGCGUGUCAUUUAUUAUUGGGACGCCUGGAAAUGGCAUCGUCAUUUGGACUGUUUGUACAAAAAUGAAGCAAGUAUCUCCUUCGGUCCUGCUGAUCUUGAACCUGGCCAUUGCAGAUGUCCUCGUAGUGAUUACUUUACCAGUCUGGAUUUACUCCUUUGCUGACUCGUGGGUUUUUGGAGUCACCUUCUGCAAAAUACUGGUUUUCAUUAUUUACUGCAGCAUGUAUGCUAGUAUAUUUCUAAUUACAGCGCUGAGCUUGGAGCGGGUAAUGGCUGUGUUUUACCCUUUCACAAUUCAAAGAUACAAAACAAAAGAAAAGAUUUCUUUAAUUAUAUUCCUUAUUUGGUUCCUGUCUAUCACUUUCGGCGUUUCUGUCAUUCCAUUUCAAGAGACAGAAAAAACAGACAGUGGACUACUAUGCACGUGUCGCAACUACUCUUCUGAUAGACAGAAAAUUUCCUAUCUUUUGCUGGAGACUCUUGCAGGUUUUGUAAUCCCUUUUUUAAUUAUUUGCACUUGUUAUAUGUGUGUUGCAAGAAGAAUAAGCAGAAUGACUUACCAAUCUAAGCGGCGAUCGGAACGGCUCAUUGCCAGUAUUGUGGUGGCAUUCAUUUUGUGCUGGUUCCCUCAUCAUGCCUUCAACAUCUUAGAUAUUAUUUCAAUGCAGAUAGAACUCUCUAACAAGGAAAUGUCUUUGGCACUGGAUGAAAUUGUAGGCAGAGGAGUGUACAUCUCUGGAGCACUGGUAUUCAUCAGUAGCUGUAUUAACCCUCUACUUUAUGCUUUUGCUGCACGAAGAUUUCAGAAUCACCUGAGUUUUGCCAAGAUGUCAAAGCUGUUCGAACAAAUGAGUCAGACUGUAACAGAGGAAGACAAGAAAAAAAGUUUGGUUGUAACCAAACAGGAAGAUACUUUGGUGUGCAUCAGGCCUGUCAGUGUGGCAAUUUACUACUUCACCUAUGCUGACGUACUCGGUCUCAAAACUACAGGGGUUCCAGCUGGCCCAUUCAGCCAAUAG